AUGAAAUUGUUAAAUCAAUACAGUUUUCUUAUUUCAAGCAUCGCGAUGGCGGACUGUGAAAAAAAUGAUGAAAUAUAUAUUUACCGAAGAACUCACGAAAACCAUCCAAUGCAAAGAGCUUUCUCUCUGAACGCCAAGAAAAGGAUCUGCUUCAGAAAAUUUGAUAGAGAGGGCCUCUCGGGCAUGGAUCCCACUAGAAAGAGAGCAAUGGAAACCCCAGAAAUUAACAAUGAUAUAAACGACCAAGACGGCAGAAAAAAGACUAAAGGCCUCGGUCUCGGCGAGUUGCGUGACAGCAAAGGUUUUAAGCUCAAAAUUCAAAAUUCAAACAGUCUGAGAAACAAACAAGUUGACCCAGACUAUACUACCAAAAUCGAAGGUCCUUUGAGAAAAGUCGUUCCUUACUUUUUCACUUACAAGACAUUCUGCAAAGAGAGAUGGAGGGAUCGCUUGCUGAUAGAUAUAUUUGUGAACGAGUUUAGGGAUAAGGAAGAGUCUUAUUAUCGUAAAACUGUUGCUGCUGGUGCGGUAAAACUCAACGGUUGCGCGGCCAAUCUUGAAUCUGUCGUAAGGAAUGGAGACCUGAUCUCACACAGAAUACAUCGGCACGAGCCCGCUGUAACGUCGCGACCGAUUAAAACUGUGUUUGAAAAUGAGGAUAUUCUUGUUAUAGACAAACCAAGUGGCAUUCCGGUCCAUCCCACAGGGAGAUAUCGAUUUAAUACCGUGACGAAAAUUUUACAAAAACAAAUGAAUACAUCUAUUCACCCCUGCAACAGGCUUGAUAGACUAACAAGCGGCCUUAUGUUCAUGGCAAAAACGCCUCGUGGCGCCGAUGAAAUUGGAAAUCAGAUGAAGGCUCGUGAAGUCAGGAAAGAAUACAUCGCUCGUGUCGUGGGAGAAUUUCCUUCGCAUGAGAUUACCGUUGAAAAGAUGCUUCGGUCUGUUGAGCCUCGCCUAGCGCUAAAUUCCACUUGUGAAGAAGGAACCGAGGGUGCUAAGCAUGCCAGAACCGUAUUUAGGCGAAUAAGCUACGAUGGGCAAACGAGCCUUGUAAAAUGCCAACCGUUGACCGGACGCACGCACCAGAUACGUGUACAUCUACAAUUUUUGGGCCACCCAAUUGCUAACGAUCCCAUAUAUUCAAAUCCUCACGUCUGGGGUCCUACUUUAGGCAAAUAUUGCAAUGUUGACUACGACCGGGUCAUAGAAGAACUCAAUGAAGUCGGGAAAACGGUCUCUGCUGAAAGUUGGUUUUAUCCUAAUUCCAAGGGAGAGGUUUUGGCCGGCGAGCGAUGUCAGAUUUGCGAGACUGAGCUUUACACAGACCCGGGCCCGAACGACCUAGAUCUGUGGUUGCAUGCGUAUUGCUACGAGUCAACUGAAUUUGACGAGAACGACCAGAGGCUCUGGAGUUAUAAAACCACAUACCCCGGCUGGGCCCUAGAGCCGCACAGAAAAUUCAUGCUCCAGGCUAUCGAAGAAGCGCAAAAAUGCCCUCCGACUACGACAGCCUUCUCUGUGGGUGCCGUGCUAGUAAAUGGGGAUAGAGUGCUUUCAACAGGUUAUUCGCGCGAACUACCAGGAAAUACGCAUGCCGAACAAUGUGCCCUAGAGAAGUAUUUUAAAGUGUCAGGCACCAACGAGAUUCCGUUGGGCUCCGUUCUUUAUACAACGAUGGAACCUUGUUCUCUGCGAUUAAGCGGAAAUAAGCCUUGCGUCGAUCGCAUUAUUGAGUUGAAUCCUGGGAUAAAGACCGUAUUUGUCGGCGUUAUGGAGCCUGACACUUUCGUCAAGAACAACAUAAGUGCAGCUAAAUUGUUGAGACAUGAUAUUGACUACGUUCUAAUACCUGGUUAUGAAGAAGAGUGCACUAAGGCUGCCAUAAAAGGCCAUGAGACUUAG
This is a messenger RNA of Lachancea mirantina, 1905 nucleotides long. The record is from the annotation of a GenBank genome assembly. Lineage: Eukaryota; Fungi; Ascomycota; Saccharomycetes; Saccharomycetales; Saccharomycetaceae.